Aspergillus tanneri is the source of this 1374-nucleotide messenger RNA. RefSeq names its product bifunctional nucleoside/nucleotide kinase/histidine phosphatase family protein (gene FBP26). Gene Ontology annotation, molecular function: fructose-2,6-bisphosphate 2-phosphatase activity; 6-phosphofructo-2-kinase activity; ATP binding. The transcript is spliced from 4 exons. Gene Ontology annotation, biological process: fructose 2,6-bisphosphate metabolic process; fructose metabolic process. The record is from RefSeq and is a predicted model, not a curated record. NCBI's taxonomy places the organism in Eukaryota, Fungi, Ascomycota, Eurotiomycetes, Eurotiales, Aspergillaceae. Bases 1 to 1374 code for a protein of 457 amino acids. Gene Ontology annotation, cellular component: cytosol.
AUGGCUUCUGAUGCUGUUCGGAGGGGCAAUGGCCACAAGAGCUACUUUGCAAGUUCAGAUGAUACAAAAAUAUGUGUGGUCAUGGUUGGUCUUCCAGCCAGAGGCAAAAGUCUUAUAGCCGGAAAAGCGAUGAGAUAUCUUGCUUGGGUUGGCAUCCCUGCUCGUGUCUUCAACGUGGGCAGCUAUCGCCGACACAACAACCCGCAACCAACAGCCACUUUCUUUGACCCUCACAACAGUGAAGGCGAGAAAAUGAGGCGUGCUGCUGCAGACGCUGCAAUGUCAGAUAUGCUUCAAUGGUUCGCAUCGGGGAAGGGCGUUGUUGCCAUACUUGAUGCCACAAACUCCACAAGAGCACGGCGUCGCUGGAUCUACGAAAGCUGUUAUAAUGCUAACAUCGAAACAUUAUUCGUCGAAUCAAUAUGCGACGACGAAGACUUAAUAAUAAACAAUAUCCUUGAGGUCAAGACAACAUCACCAGAUUACAAGGGGCAGGACCCUGAGGUUGCAGCGCUGGAUUUUCGCAAUCGAAUUCGCAAUUACGAGAAGGUCUACGAAACCAUUGAUGAUAACGAGAAACAUUUUACAUACGUAAAGCUCAUCAAUGUCGGCUCGACAGUGAUUAUCAACCAAAUUAAGGACUAUCUGUCGAGUCGAUUAGUCUACUACAUUCAAAACCUCCACAUUAAGCCUCGCUCAAUCUGGCUUUCUCGCCAUGGAGAGUCGGAAUAUAACCUAGUGGGAAAAAUUGGUGGCGAUUCAAACAUCUCAGAACGCGGAGAAGCCUAUGCUCGAGCUCUUCCAGGCCUUUUGGAAAAGUCAGGAGUGCCACCCAACACUAAAAUUGUCAUAUGGACCUCUACUCUCAAACGUACCAUUCAAACGGCCCGUCAUCUUGCUGCUGAGACGGGCUACGAUAAGCUGGAAUGGAAGGCCCUUGACGAACUCGACUCUGGUGUUUGCGACGGGCUCACAUAUGAAGAGAUCGCGGAGAAGUACCCGGAAGAUUUUGAAGCGCGUGACGAGGACAAAUACAAUUAUCGCUACCGGGGUGGAGAAUCGUACCGCGACGUUGUCAUACGUCUCGAACCUAUCAUCAUGGAAUUAGAGCGCAGCGAAAACGUCAUUAUUGUCACUCAUCAGGCAGUCUUACGUUGCAUCUAUGCAUAUUUUCUCAAUACUCCCCAAGAGCAGAGUCCUUGGAUGGAAGUUCCUCUCCACACCUUGAUCAAGCUCACUCCUCGUGCAUAUGGCACAGAUGAAGAACGGUUCAAGGCGGAUAUUCCUGCUGUGUCUACUUGGCGUGGCAAAGGCACCUCUGCGAAACACCAAGCCUUCCCCACCACUGAAUCUGCUACUGAAUUGAAAGCAUAA